Molecule: messenger RNA, 1845 nt
Organism: Lodderomyces margitis
Lineage: Eukaryota; Fungi; Ascomycota; Pichiomycetes; Serinales; Debaryomycetaceae
Product: mRNA splicing protein
Exons: 1
Coding region: 1-1845 (614 amino acids)
Molecular function (GO): ATP binding; RNA helicase activity; nucleic acid binding
Source: RefSeq, a predicted model, not a curated record
AUGUCUAAACGACCCAUUCCAAUUGACAAGCUAUUGAAAGAUGAUUUUGCAAAGCCUACAUUUAUUCCUAAAUCUAAACGGGCCAAGGCUGCUGAACUGAGAGAAUUAGAGAAGCGACAAGCCAAGGAAAAGGCGUCAUCAACAUCAUCAUCGUGGAGGCAUACACUGAAACCACGGAGGGGCGAGUUGGUGCCUCCAAUACAACAUAACGAUCCAACACCAAUAAAGAAGUCAGCACGACGUAAAUUCCAAUUUGAUUGGGAUGAAUCUGAAGAUACUACAACAAUGAUGCAAACAUCACGACGGAUGCUUCCCUCGCUUGAUGAUGACGAGGAGAACGGUACAACCACAGAUGAAGUCGAUGCUAACGAUCCACUAUUAAAAGAUGAAUUGAGUGGGCAUUGGACAACAAAACAAUUACCACAAAUGACUGAACGUGAUUGGAGGAUAUUCAAUGAAGAAUUCUCCAUCAACUAUCGUGGUGGGGGAGGUAAUGGUGGUAACAAGCGCGAUCUUCCUCAUGCGAUUCGCUACUGGCAAGAAUGUGACUUAAGUAAACCAAUCCAACAAAGCAUACAGGACCUAGGCUAUACUACACCCACUCCGAUUCAAAGAGCCAGUAUCCCCACCAGUUUAAAAUAUCGAGAUGUAGUUGGUGUAGCUGAAACCGGGAGUGGAAAGACUCUUGCUUAUCUACUUCCUAUAUUCCAGUACCUUGACCAAAUUGAUGCGAAUUUCAUGCAAUUUGAAAAAGCCAAGAAUGAACCAUUGGCGUUAAUCUUGGCUCCCACUCGUGAAUUGGCAUUACAAAUUACUGCCCAAGCAGAGAAAUUAUGCACACGAUUGGGAUAUAGUGUUGUGUCGAUUAUUGGUGGACAUCAGUAUCGUGAUACAAUUGAUGAAAUUGAAAAUGGAGGGGAUAAAGAAAAUGGCACAAGAGGUGGUGGCAGAGGGGUUGAUAUAAUCGUUGGUACUCCUGGUCGAUUACUAGAUUCACUUGAUCGCAACAUCAUCAAUUUCCAAAAAUGUUACUACCUAGUCAUGGACGAAGCUGAUCGUAUGAUUGAUCUAGGAUUUGAACGCGAUUUGCAUAAAUUGAUUGCUCAUUUACCUACACAAGACAAUUUACAACAAACAAUCGAUGGCAAAAUUUUCCAUUUGAACCAACGCAUGAAUUUGAUGUUUACGGCAACCAUAUCACCCACGAUUGAAAAGCUCACUAAAUCGUAUUUAAAUAAUCCCAUUUAUGUUACAAUUGGAACUAGUACAGGUGGUUCGGGUGGAGAAGCCUUGGCAAAUAUUGAUCAAAAAUUUGAGUAUUUACAAACAUCGAAAACUGCAUCUGGCCCACCGACUGUUGAACUGAUCAAAUUGAACAAGUUGGUUAAAUUGAUUCAACUGCACAAACGAACCAACCCCGACUCGUUGAUUAUCAUAUUUGCUAACUUCAAAUAUGUUGUUGAAACGUUAUCAGAAGAGCUAGAUGCAAAACAAUUGUCCAACGUAACCAUACAUGGAUCCAAAUCACAAGGCCAACGAGAACUAGCUCUUGAACAAUUCAAACUGCAUAAUCCAUCGAUACUUGUAGCCACUGAUGUCGCCGCUAGAGGUAUCGACAUACCUCAAGUGGGUCUUGUGGUCAACUAUCAAAUGAGUCACAAAUUUGACGAAUAUGUUCAUCGAAUAGGUCGGACUGGUCGUGCUGGUAAUUUCGGUACAAGUAUCACAUUUAUUAAUGAUGACGAUGUGAGUGUUUUCCUGGACUUGAAAAAGUUUUUAACUAGAGGUGGUAAGAAAGUACCUGAUUGGUUAUAUCGAUAUAAUUCAACAACAAUAAGGGAAUAA